UGGACUAAUCUGAAGAUUGUGUACACACUGAAUGAGCAUUCAAAGAGAACUUUGUCAAAACUUGCAUGGAAGCUGAGGCUGAAAAGCUGAGCACUAUCGGACAGCAUUCCUUUGUGCUGGAUACCAACCCUGUCUGUUGGUUUCUCUGUCCGAGCAGUGGGAGGUGCAUGGAAGCCCAGCCCACCGAAACCUAACGUAGUCAACACAGCGGUGUUAUGCCCCGAGCGUGAGCAUGACAGCCGAGCGGGGCUGUUAUAUAAUCCCGAGUUCAUCGACCACAGCACCCAGUAGUGGACUCUGGCACCGCGGUUAACUUGGUGGCGCUGGACCCACCUCGCCUCUAAACUGUUGCGCACCUCAGGCAGAACCUCCGCCGGUGACAGCUCGCCAUGAGCUCGCGCGUUAACGCCUCGUAUUUUCCUCAAGCCGAGCGGGUGGCUAUCUUCGGCGGCACGCACGGGAACGAGAUGUCGGGCGUCACGCUGGUCAAUAUGUGGAUAAAGAACCGCGCGGAAAUCGAGAGGAGCGGAGUGGCCGUCAGGGCGUUCAUAACAAACCCCAGAGCCGUGGAGAAGUGCUCGAGAUACAUCGACACGGACCUGAACAGAGCCUUCACUCCGGAAAACCUCAGACCUUUCCACAGCACUGCCAGUGGAGAUGGGCUUCCAUAUGAAGUUCAGAGAGCCAAGGAAGUUAAUCAGAUCUUUGGGCCCAAGGGUAGCCCAGACGCCUACGAUGUCAUCUUUGACCUCCACAACACCACAUCUAACAUGGGCUCCACCCUCAUCUUGGAGAGCUCCACAGACUACUUCAACCUUCAGAUGGUGCAUUACAUCAAAAAAGCAAUUGCUCCAGAGAGCUGCAUGGUACUGCUGAACGAGCAUCCUCAUCUCAAGUAUGCGACCACCCGCUCGGUGGCCAAACAUCCUGUAGGUCUUGAAGUGGGUCCUCAGCCUCAAGGUGUUUUGAGAAGCAAUAUCUUCGAGUCCAUGCGGGCGAUAAUGAAGCACGCUCUGGACUUCAUCGAGCUGUUUAAUAGCGGUGUGGAGUUUCCAGCAUGCUCUGUAGAAGUGUUCAGGGUGCAUGAAAGAGUGGACUACCCCAGGGACACCAACGGCAACAUCACUGCUAUGGUUCAUCCACACCUACAGGACUGUGACUGGGAGCCAUUAAACCCGGGUGAUCCAAUGUUCCAAACGUUCGAUGGCAGGACUAUCCCAUAUGAAGGUGCCAGUCCAGUGUACCCCACGUUUAUUAACGAAGCUGCUUACUACGAGAAACAACAGGCCUGCAUCACCACCCGCAGGGAAACGCUAGCUGCCAACGCCAUUAGAAAAAUCUCCAAAUAGCUGCUCCAGCUUCCAGUUUCACCAGCGUUUCACCUUUUUACAUACAUCCUUACCUUGGUUAGAAACUUGGUUAGAUAUAUUCUCUCCACAAACAGAUAACAAAUGUAUUGUAUUUCUCAGUUAUUUUAUUAUUCAGACUGAUGUAGGUCUAGUUCACUGAAAAAUGACCUAUUUGCAAUACAAAGGAACAUCAUUUUUUUUAGGUUUGUUUUGUUACAGCUAACAUUUUUUAAAAAGCGAGCGACCAUUUCUUUUCAUGGAAUACUGGACUACAGAAUACAUUUACAUACAUCUAUAUUUAUAGUCAUCGAUUUUAAAGACUGAUGAAUUUAUGCACGUUUAAGUCUGUGUUCUUGUAUUUUAUUUACCAGACUAAACCUCAGGAACACAGAAAACUACAAAUAUCUCACUUGACUUUCCAGCCAUUGUAUUGUGUAGUCUCUUAACACCUCCCAGCUGGAAGUCUCUCUUCUGGAGGAGGUGAGAGGACGUUUAAAACUAGAGGGAUUGCGCUCCUUCUGUUCCAGUUUGAGCUUGUUUUGUUUUCAUGUACCAUAACUUCCUAAGCUGUGGUCCUUUCCCUUGUGAUUCAGUUCAAAUGCACAUAUCAACCUGAAACCGCCUUAAAAUUAGCAACCACAAGAAAACCUCUCAAGAUAUCUGUGUAAGACAAGCUAAGCUAUGUGUCAACAUCUUUAAACCAUAGGCUUAUUAUUCAGUUAUUAAUGUGAAGGUACCCAAUAUGUACGAAUUUUUUAGUAACCAAUAUAUGAAAUGAAUAUUUAUCGUUAUGAGAGUGAUGAGUAGAAGAUAUUUUAAAGGUUUUGAACCUGAUUUCUGUCUGCUGCCUCUGUAAUGCAUGGUGGAUUAACACAAAUAAUUAUUUUAGUACAGUGCACUUUACUUAAUAUGUGAACAGAAAGCCUGUUGACUCAAAAAGGCACUUUGCGCUCCUGCCCAGUGGCUUCAAUUGUAAGUGGUUUUCAUGUCUUGUGGCUUUCGUGUUCUUUUCUAAGUACAGGGAUAUUAUCAUCUGUAGUGAAGAACUGUACACUGCAGAUGGGAAUGAGGUGCAAAAAUGCUUGAGUAUUUCUAUGAGGGAUUAAGGGUUAAAGGGGAAUUCCAUCAGUUGUUUUCAAAAUUUCUGCAUAAUUGUACCCGUAAGAUGAAAACAAACUAAUUCAGUGUAGUUUGGUGUGAAAUGCUCUGUACGAGACAAAACGUACAGAGUAAAAACUGUUGACAAUGGUGAUGAUGGGAACCAGACAUCCAAAGAGUUCUGUAAAAGCUGCACUAUCAGGAAAAAAGAUACUAUACUGUCACUAGGGUGGUACGUUUUCUGUACCUGUAGUAGGGGAAAAUAAUUCCACUCUAUAUACCCUGGCUUGACUACAGGAUUUGUGAUUUAUUUUUCUGUUAUUAAAAUAUUAGGUUAUGAAAAGAUACAAAUGCAUACUUUUCCCAUGGGAAAACCUACACAGUUGGACUUUAAUACCACCAUUUAAUACCACCAGUACAUUUACAUUGUUUACACCUUAAUGAACAAAAUGUACCUUUUUCCUGACAGUGAAUUUUAAGGUUGAUAUGACAUAAUUAUGAAUACAUUGCGUAUUAUCUCAGACAUUGUUUUACAAUAGUUUUAAGAUGAAAUUUUGGCCUAAAACAGAUUUUUAAAAUCAUGUCAUUGCAGCCAGGUACAUGCAAGGCAAAACAGCAGCCAAAGAAAGCUUAUUAUUACCAUUAUCAACAUUACGUUCCGUCACUGUUGAAACAAAACCUCCAACAUGAGACAGAAAAACAUUCCUAACUUCCAGUGUAAGUCAAUGCAACAAGAUUUCAUAGAUUUUGGAACAUUUCUGCUGGUCCAUUCAGCAUGAAAUUUUGAUGCAAUUAAUUUUAAAAUAUAUUAAAAAACAUAAGCAACAAAAAUUGGGAUACAGGGUUUUGUUCUGACAGCGACGAUAUAAAGACUUAGGACAUAACGGUUCACUCAUUGGUUUGGAUAGUGAAUAAAAUGUCUGUUGUAGGUGUGCAGACAUCACAAUCCCUCGUCACUCAGUGUUAUUGUAAAGAAACCUGAAUUGAAUCAGUUUCGUGACAGUGACCAGUUCACAUUAAAAUAAAACUCUGCAUGACUGUUUACAUCUCAAUGAAUUAAUUAUCCAGAAAUUGUGAAAAGUCACUAAAAUUCUCCUUGAAGAAUCACCCUGAGAAAGUUCUCUACCUGUACUGUUUGUGCACAUCUGCAUCAAGGAAACUGCAUUUUCUAAUCUGUCCCUAAGAGCCCACUCUGUAUGGUGCAGGCCUAUCUUUUAUGUUCACAAGGAAAAUAACUAUGUGCAUUUUUUUGUCUUUGUUGUGAUCCAUUGUCUCUUUUGGGACUGCCUAAAACAGGGAACCAUCUUCCAGGUUUGAGUUGACUGGUGCUGUCCUGCCGUUGCCUUAAGAACACGCUGUGAUUGGAUAAGUUUUGGUCAGACUAGUAAAAAUGGAAAAAAUUGAUAUGUACAGUUCAACCAUUUGGUGUCUCGUAGGAACAGAAGGAACAAAUGCAAAUGCUCCUUUGAUCGUAUUGUGGUCUUGUUAUCAUGUGAUAAAAUAUAUACCUUGUGCUUCAGCGCUCCACAGAACCUGAAAGAAGGGUUGACUUCAGUUGUUUGUGCUCAUUGUGGGAAAUUGUGUGAUCUUGCCACUGUGAUAAAUUGCCUGUUUUUACAAGACCUCAAAAUCCCUUUAGUGUUUCAUAUUUUAUAAUGACAGAUUUUUAACCACAUAGCUCUAUAUGAUCAUACUGACCUAUGCAAAGAAUAUUGUUUUUUCUUUAUGUGGCACAUAAUGUCUGUCUCUAGGUGCAUUCUGAAGUGUAGUGCUUAGCGCUCCUGGACAAUCAAGUUAAACCAUGUUAAAUGUUAAAUAUAUAUGAUGUAUUAAAUGUAAUAUUUGAUGAUUCUAUAUUUGUAAGAUACAAAUUGUUAGUCCAAUUUUUAUUACAUUGAUUAAUUAUAAGUAAAUCAUUUGCAAUAAACUUGUAUCAGCUGUCUG
This is a messenger RNA of Pygocentrus nattereri (red-bellied piranha), 4391 nucleotides long. It is a transcript of the gene aspa, whose product is annotated as aspartoacylase. Gene Ontology annotation, molecular function: hydrolase activity, acting on carbon-nitrogen (but not peptide) bonds, in linear amides; hydrolase activity, acting on ester bonds. The record is from RefSeq and is a predicted model, not a curated record. Lineage: Eukaryota; Metazoa; Chordata; Actinopteri; Characiformes; Serrasalmidae. The transcript is spliced from 7 exons. The coding region runs from base 390 to 1349 and encodes 319 amino acids.